Acanthisitta chloris (rifleman) is the source of this 824-nucleotide messenger RNA. RefSeq names its product glutathione peroxidase 8 (putative) (gene GPX8). Lineage: Eukaryota; Metazoa; Chordata; Aves; Passeriformes; Acanthisittidae. The coding region runs from base 8 to 640 and encodes 210 amino acids. The record is from RefSeq and is a predicted model, not a curated record. Gene Ontology annotation, biological process: response to oxidative stress. The transcript has 3 exons. Gene Ontology annotation, molecular function: glutathione peroxidase activity.
UUCAAAAAUGGAGCCUCUCACAACUACCUAUCCUCUGAAAUACUCGGUGCCCAAAGCCAGGGUCUUUGUUGUCUUUCUGUCCAUGGUUUUGUGUACCACUGUCCUCUGUCUGCUCCAACUCAGAUUUUUUAAACCGAAAACCAAAGAUUUUUAUUCUUUCGAAGUUAAGGAUUCACGAGGAAGAAUCAUUUCCUUGGAGAAGUACAGAGGGAAAGCAACUUUGGUUGUAAACGUGGCCAGUUACUGCCAGUACACAGACAAAAACUACAUGGCACUGCAAGAGCUGCACAGAGAGUUUGGUCCCUCCCACUUCACUGUGCUGGCGUUUCCCUGCAAUCAGUUCGGAGAAUCAGAGCCUAGUUCCAGCCCGGAAAUAGAAUCUUUUGCCAAAGGAAACUAUGGAGUAACCUUCCCUGUUUUCCAUAAAAUCAAGAUCCUAGGAUCAGAAGCAGAGCCUGCCUUUAAAUUCCUAAUAGAUUCUUCAAAGAAAGAGCCUCGAUGGAAUUUCUGGAAGUACCUUGUCAACCCUGAAGGUAAAGUUAUGAAAUUCUGGAGACCCGAAGAGCCAAUAGAAAGUAUCAAGCCAGAAGUAGCAUCAUUAAUCAGGCAGAUUAUCAUGAAAAAAAGAGAAGACCUCUAAAAAAGCCCUUCACACUGAAUCCAUUGAAGGCAUGAGUACGCAGCCUUACUACAUUCCUGGGAAACGUUGCUAGAAGCUAAACUAUCAGGUGAUUUUACUAUUCUUUAAUGUUGGUGUUUUCAGCUACACUACAUCUAAUAACAUUGGAUUGGCUCCUGCUAUGGCCUGGAGAGCUCCUGAGGUU